AUGGACUCUCAUUUCACGUUCUUGACGUCCACGAAUCCGGCGCUAGGGGAGGCCGACAUUAAGCAGAUGCGGGCUCAUGUCACGCGAAAGAACUUUGAGAAGCGACGUGAACGCUUAGAGGGUACUAUUAGUAGAUCCAACAAGGCGAGACGUACGCGACACCGCCAGCCGGAGCAGCCAUCUGACAAGCUGCGAUUGGCGAGAAAGGAUAAAAGUCCAUCGCCGGAUGGGUCCGAAAAGCAGUUUCGUGUUACUGUUUCGCCGUAUACUCUGAUAUCCACCGAGGCUAAUUACGCGAGCAUUUAUCAAUUCUACCGCUCUUUCCGGCCUUUGCUUCUCACGUUGGCGGCGGACCAGGCUACCCUGAUACGAGAAUGGUCGUGGAUGCAGCUGAAUUAUGCCGAGCCAGCUCUUUUGGAGGCAUCGUUGGCCUUGGUGGCUUUUCAUGACAGUUUGACUGGUUCGGGCUCAGUCGGCGACGUGGAGAUGCACCAAGUCAAGGCUGUUAAGAUUAUCAAUUCCAGGUUGAAUAACCCUGCAACAGCGGUGACCGAUGGGGUUCUCGCGGCGGUAUUGACGUUGGCGCACUGUGAGCGUUUGGCAAAGAGGGAGAUAGGGUACGAAACUCACAUGAUCGGCUUCAGACAUAUGUUACAGGUCAGAAAACAGCAGCACAAUAAUUUUGAUGGCAUUUCUUGGUUUUCACAUUUGAUUCUCUCGGACACGACGGAAGAUAUAGCAAUUCUUCCCAAGCCAAGCAUGAAUAUAUCGCAUUUGUUUCUACCAAAGACUGUUCCUGAAACCAUCGACUCUAUAUCUCAAGACCUCUCCAGUCUCCGUACCGCCAUUGAGUACUCGAUGAGAUACGACACGGCGGAAGAAUUCGUUGCCAGGGAGAUCGACCAACGCAUCUUAGAAAUCCUAAAUAAUGCUGAUAUUUUGCGAAGCUACCCAGCAUAUAUAUCUUCCCUGGGUCUAUGCAUUCGCAUCUUUCUUCAUCUCUCGAGCGAUCGGUUUCCCAUAUCCGCUGCUGACCUCAGUGUCUUGACCUCGGAGCUAAAAGCUAUCCUCGGCGAAUCGGACACCCGACUCUGUACAUCAUUCGAGCUCACAGCCUGGCAGAUCCUGACUGCUAGUGUAGCAACAACUGCAGAUUCGCCAGCGGGCAGGUGGUUUAGAAUAACCCUCUGGAAGGUAUCGCGGGCGUUCGUUUUGAGUGACUGGUCUCGAGUGUUGGCUUAUCUGGACAAAGCCUUUAUACCUCAUACACGGCUACUAGCAGAAUUCAAGGCAGUUUGGACAGAAGUGAUGGAAAACCCAGUGUUUCAUAUUUAG
Talaromyces rugulosus is the source of this 1335-nucleotide messenger RNA. RefSeq lists its product as uncharacterized. The coding region runs from base 1 to 1335 and encodes 444 amino acids. Lineage: Eukaryota; Fungi; Ascomycota; Eurotiomycetes; Eurotiales; Trichocomaceae. The record is from RefSeq and is a predicted model, not a curated record. The transcript has 4 exons.